Anopheles marshallii is the source of this 2784-nucleotide messenger RNA. RefSeq names its product bromodomain-containing protein 7 (gene Brd7-9). NCBI's taxonomy places the organism in Eukaryota, Metazoa, Arthropoda, Insecta, Diptera, Culicidae. Bases 1 to 2784 code for a protein of 927 amino acids. Gene Ontology annotation, biological process: regulation of transcription by RNA polymerase II. The transcript is spliced from 4 exons. The record is from RefSeq and is a predicted model, not a curated record. Gene Ontology annotation, cellular component: nucleus.
AUGGGCUCGAAGAAACACAAGAAACAUAAAUCGGAACGCAAGGAACGUGAAAGUGGUAAAGAAAAAUCGUUCAGUCUUGAUCGGCCACCCAGCCUUAAACUCAUACUGAAAGUGAGUGGCAACAGUUCAACGCCCGAGCAUGGGAAUGAUUCGCCUGCGUACGGUAUCCAGUCAGAUGGGGGAAGUACCCUUUUCACCAGUACCAGCGGUGACUAUCCGGAGCGACAUAAAAAAUCGAAAAAGAAGAAAAAGAAGAAGGAUCGUGAAAAGAAACACAAACAUCACCACAAGGAGAAGCGUCACAGGCACCGAGGAGAUGAUACCAGUCACGGUGAGGAGGAUGAAGAAGAGGAAGAUUUUAACAGCUACGGCGACGAGAGUUCCCAGGCGACGGUUGAUCCGGUGUCUAGCGUGCACUAUCCGGCAGCUAGUUCGGUUGCGGCUGCCGCGGUUGCUGCCGUGGCCAGUUCAUCGCUGGCGGCUCAACCAGUGACGAAACCGCUGCUCCCGGAAGCACUGCUAAUUCCGAAGCUUGAAUCGGACUUAGAACGGGAAUCCAUUCCCGAGUCUGCAGGGGAGCACGAUGGAGUGAUGCUGGGUGGUGGACUUGUGCCUAAGGAAGAGCUUACUACAGCACCAAGCUCAGUGACGACCGAUGAGCCACUGCAAAGCCCUGGCUCAAUGCAGUCCUCUUCGAGACCGGGCAGCAAGAUUGAUUUCCAUGAUACCAGCUCGAGUCAGGCUCCGAAAACCCCCAACUCGGAUUGUAGCGGCCGUGAGCCGCGGAGUUGCGUGCUGAAGCAAAAACAGAGUCGCUCGCCACUGAACAAACUGCUUGACCAUCUUCUGAAAGCGUUGGAGAAGCGUGAUCCGCAUCAGUUCUUUGCGUGGCCCGUUACCGAUGAUAUAGCACCGGGAUAUUCGUCAAUCAUUCUCAAACCGAUGGACUUUUCCACCAUACGGCAGAAGAUCGAGGACAACGAGUACGGUUCGGUGUCGGAGUUUAGCGACGACUUCAAGCUAAUGUGCGAGAACGCGAUCAAGUACAAUCAUUCGGAGACAGUUUAUCAUAAAGCGGCCAAGAAGCUGUUGCACGUUGGUGCCCGUUUGCUGCAGACGGACAAUCUGAUGCGCUCGUUACGCCCGCUGAUGACGUACAUGCGCGAGCUGACGGCAAAGGAGCUCGGCUUCGAACCACCGAUCGGAUCGGCUGAUGGAACGGACAGCGAUUUCCAUCAUCAACACCACACGGCGGAUUCGGCCGAUGAGGCGAUGGCGGCCGCAGUUGACGAAGGCAUUAAUGCGCAGAUUGAGGAAGAGGAAAAGCGAAAACAGAUUCGAUUGGAUAACAAUCCUCAUACCAAAUUCGAAUCGUUCGUUGACGAUUUCACGCCGGACGAAGUGUUGGCGCAGGUCAAGAGUGCGGCACUGAACGCUAGGACGAAGCUACUGAAGCGAAAGUCAGCGCAUAAGCUAGGAUUUCUGCGACAGCACAAGGACGGUACGACGUCGAUGAAGAUUUUGCUCGACACCAAAUCGGAAGGUGGUGAAGGAGGUCCGGAACGGACGGUGACGCUCGGGGCGCACACGGGCAAGCUGCAGUACGGCACAGGACAGCUGCAGGGCUUCCGGGAGGAUCGUCGCAAUAGUGCAAAAAUCGUCAAACCGCUCAGUUACGGUGCGUUUAGUUCAUUUGCUCCCGUCUUCGAUUCCCGGUUUGCCAAUCUCAGUAAGGAGGAAACAGAAAUGGUGCUGAAUACGUACGGUUGUGAGACUGGUGCCGAUUACGCGGAGAGUAUUUUGCGCUUCGCAAUGGACAGUCCUUUUGCGGCUGGGAUGGCGCACAAUUUGUUGGACGUGCUAACGAACGGUGAACAUCGUCAAUCGUACGGAAAGCUUUACGAAUCGCACAUGCAGCGCGAAGAGCGUGACGCAGUUCGGCAUACAUUUCUCGAUCCGGUUGAGGUGGCCGAAGAGGUGAAGCGAUACGCGAACGUACGGAUCGAUUUCGACAGUUUGCGGUCUCUGUCAAAUCUUGGUGUUGAUAUGCAGUUCCUGGACGAACUCGAGUGUCAGUUGAAGGGUGCCGAAAUUGGUCCGCAGUUACAGCAAUCGCUGAGCAAUAAUUCGGAUCUGUUGCAGAAAUUGCAUCAGUUGCAGACGGAUCGGUUGUCGGCCCCAUUGCCGGCACAUCUAUCCCACAUUCAGCAUCCGUCAGAGGGUGAACUGGAACUGGCGGGCCAGAUUACGAGCAAUUUGACGCAAAUCGCCAAACAGCUUCCACCAGCAGCCAUCGCAAAUCCUCAGUCAUUGAGAAAAGCGAUGGGAAUAAGCACAGAUAUAUUUCAAGCACCGUCAGGAGGAAUCCCGCCAUCAGUACCUGCACAAACGCUUCAAGCACCACAGCAACAGCAACAAAACGAAAACGGGACGACCUCUCACCCGACCGGUAGCAGUAUUUCGAACGCAAGCCAAGCACCCACACCGACUGUUGACAUUGACACCACGCCGAUGGAUAUGGAUCUCGAACCGGAGCCCAUCUCUCACCAUCACCAUCAGCAUCAUCCACAUCCGCACCAUCUCGUCCGGCAACCUUCCACCCAGCAGCAGUCGAUUAUUCAACCGAACCCGGUUGUUUCAGCCACUCCAUCGGUCGAUAUCGAUAGUGAACUGCGUGAAUUUCUGGGAGGAUCCACCCUAAACCAAGCCGGCCCCAGCAGUAGUACACCGGAUGGCACGGAAUCAUCCGACGCGGCUUGCAUCGAGCAAAUGUUGAUGGAUUAA